Messenger RNA from Pomacea canaliculata, 1311 nucleotides. RefSeq names its product ras-related protein Rab-1A-like. NCBI's taxonomy places the organism in Eukaryota, Metazoa, Mollusca, Gastropoda, Architaenioglossa, Ampullariidae. Gene Ontology annotation, molecular function: GTPase activity; GTP binding. The transcript has 4 exons. The coding region runs from base 473 to 1180 and encodes 235 amino acids. The record is from RefSeq and is a predicted model, not a curated record.
GCUCGCACGCUCCUGUGACUGAAUGAAAAGUGUAACUGUACAGCCCACCUGUACAAAGUAUUCUCUACCUUUACACUGCAGUGGGAAAUAUAUUUCCUCUGUCAGUCUUUGCCAGCGUGCUUCAGGUGUACCAUGAGCUAUUUUGAGCACAAACGUUUCUCUCUACCCUGGAGGUACCAUGAGUAAGCGUUGUGUUUAUUCUGAGCGAAGUAUUUCUGACAGAAAUUUGAAGCUUUACAGGAAAGAGUGUUUUAUUUAAUCAAAAAACCUGUUGUAGUAAUCAGACAGAUUUGCUACCUACCUGGUGUCCAUCCUCCCGGGCGACUGCUGUUGGAAUUUAUUUCUUCUCUUUCUCCCUCGUCAGUCAGGAGAGUCACAGGAGGAAUAAUGGCUGCUGACUAGAGAUACAAGAGAGGGAGAAGAGAAGAGCUUAGAGGAAGAAGAGGAGGAAGCAGUGAACAGGAAGUGAACAAUGGUCAAGCCGGACGGUAGUCCAGAUGAAGACUCAAGCCCAGGUUCUUCCCAGGUGGCGCCAGCGGCUAAAGGCUACGCCCAUUUGUUAAAGAUCAUUCUGCUGGGCGAUUCCGGCACUGGCAAGACUGCGCUCUUGAGACGCCAUGUGGAGGACGUGUUCGAAGAAAAUCACCUCCCAACCAUCGGCGUGGACUUCGCUGUCAAGUCUAUGGCGAUGCCCAACGAAGACAUGGUAAAACUUCAGGUCUGGGAUACGGCCGGGCAAGAAAGAUAUCGCAACAUGACUACCUCAUAUUACAGAGGAGCGCAAGCAGUCUUGAUUGUGUAUGACGUCACGAACCAAGAGUCGCGCGAGAACGUGAAGAAAUGGAUACAAGAAGUAAGAAGAUAUGGUUCCGAUGUCGUCAUCAUGGCGGUAGUGGGCACCAAAGUAGACCUCAAAGAGACAGCACCGGAGUUUUACAGAGCAGAGGAUCUCAAGAUGGAGCUGGAAGCUGAUGGUGAACACAUUGAAGGCUUUUUCGAAGUCAGCUCUAAAACCGGGGAAGGCGUGGAGAGGGUCUUCCGUAGCGUGACGGACACGUUCGUGACCAGAAGACUGCAGGACCGAAACACACUUCGCGGAGCCAUGAAAAAAAUUGACAAGAAAAGCGACGUGAUCUCUCUUGGAAAUACUCCCGUUGAAAGAAAGAAAAAAUGCUGUUGACCGCAUUGAACAGUUCCUUCCCACUUGUCAGUCUCACAUGAUGCUUCUCGCAAACUUGACAAUUGUUCAAUUAUUAAACAUAAAUUAUAUUAAAAAAAAUACCCAGGUACACCAGACAGUUAACCCUUUAU